AUGAAUUUCCAUUAUGAAGCCAUCGGGACUGUCUCUCUGGUGCAGACCCUAAUUGGAUUCCUAGGAAACUUUUUCCUCAUUUACCAUUUCAUUUUUCAUUUCAUCUCUCAGAAGAAGCCCAGAUGCAUAAACCUAAUUUUUAUCCAACUAUGCUUUGCUAAUGCCAUUUUUCUUCUUUCUAGGGGAGUCCCCAUAGUAAUAUUUUCUUGGGAGCUCAAUAAUUUUCUCAGUGAUGCUGAGUGUAAAAUCAUAGCUUAUCUACGGAGAGUAUGCCGGGGGUUUUCUCUCUGCAGUACCUGCCUCCUUAGUUGCUUCCAGGCUAUUGCCAUCAGCCCCAGUACCCGAAAGUGGAUAGACCUCAAAGUUAAAUCCCCAAAGGCCAUCAUUCCCUGCUGUGUUUUAUGUUGGAUCCUCAAUCUCUUAAUGGAUGUUCCUCUUCUUAUGUAUACAACUCGGCUAAGACAGAAUAGCACAAAGAUUAAAGGCAGAGACAAACAAUGGUUUUGCUCUGUUGACCUAUAUGCCAUGAAUUCACUAAAACUUCAACUCUGGAGGUCUUUUUAUGAUUCUGUGUUUGUGGUUUUAAUGGCUGUUACUAGUGGAUACAUGGUGUUUCUGCUGUACCAACAUCACCAGCAAGUCCAGCACAUUCAUAGCACCAACUCCUCCCCCAGAGUCUCCCCUGCGAUCAGAGCUACUAAAGCCAUUUUGUUGCUAGUGAGCACCUUUUUCUUCUCCAACUCAGCAUGUUCAGUCCUUACUAUUUAUGCAUCUUUUUCUCAAGUUAGUAGGCACUGGCUGUUCUUUGUCGCUGUCUUUCUUUCCAUGUCUUUUCCUGUAGUCAGUCCUUUUGUGUUGAUCAGUAGUGAGACUUGUGUCCCUUGGGAAUUCUGUUGCUUUCUCCAAGUAAUAAAAGGCUCAAGUGCUACGUCCAUAUCAUGCCAAACACACAGAGAACCACAAAACCAAAUAUUGGGAAGCAGACAGGAAAAUUGA
Trichosurus vulpecula (common brushtail) is the source of this 996-nucleotide messenger RNA. Its product is annotated as vomeronasal type-1 receptor 3-like. The record is from RefSeq and is a predicted model, not a curated record. Lineage: Eukaryota; Metazoa; Chordata; Mammalia; Diprotodontia; Phalangeridae. The transcript has a single exon. Bases 1 to 996 code for a protein of 331 amino acids. Gene Ontology annotation, cellular component: membrane. Gene Ontology annotation, molecular function: pheromone receptor activity. Gene Ontology annotation, biological process: G protein-coupled receptor signaling pathway.